GUGCUGCUGCUGCCUGAGGCGCGGUGUCUCAAAGGGGGGAUGCGGGGUCUUUAACCUGCUGGGGGCUCAGGUCUGGACAUGCACGGAGGCAAACGCCCAUCAUAUUUGUGCCUAUGUGAUGUUGUAAUAUAGGACGUAAACAUCACAGGCUUCAGCUAAGCUUUGAAGGGAACAGGAUUGUUCUUUAACGCUUUGCCGGCAGCUGCCAAUGUAAUUUGCAUAGGCGUUUGUUUUGGGGAAAACAGCUUCAACCGCCGGCGUAAUCACUUCCCCCAGAAUCUGUUGGAUUUGUCUGCAUAUUUUUGCGUUUGUACAGACUAUAUAUUUUUGCCAGGCUAAAUUGUUGCUAAUUCAACCGUGGAUAAAGGAUCAGCAUGAUGACUUUGGCGCACUGAACUGGUGCGUUUACAGCUCAGUUUUUCGCGUUUUUAAAUGCUACUUUUGGACCGACAGACAUUAAUUUAAAUUUGUGAGAAGCGCCACCAUGCUUUCAGUAUUAACAUAAAUAUAUUUAAGUAAAUACUAUAUUUAAACACGUGACAAUAUUUACUUUACGCUUUAAAGUGCCAGCUGCGCAAUUUGGUGCAUUUUUCUCGACGCAGUUUGAUUAAAAAAUGACUUUAAAUUCGACUAUUUUUGAAAAUAGCUUUCAAUUUUCGAGUACAACUGGACAAAUUUCGACAGAAUUAAUAUUAUUAUUACCUUUUAAGCGGGAUAAACUUCUAUGUUUUUUCUCCUGGAGCCUUUAAAGUGAUCUUUGUGCCUUUGGGUGCACCUGUGCACUUUUGGAGAGGUCCAUUUGGAUCCAUAGCACUGUCUUUGCCUGGUUGGAUUCUAGGCGCAUGAAAAUAUUUUGCUAGCAGUUUUUUCAGUCAAGUCCACAAGAAAAGGGUCUUUUUGACUCAUAAAUAUCACCAAUGGACUAUUUGUAGCCUUCCAAAGAUGCUCCAGGGCUUGGCAAACGCACAAAAAGCAUCAAAAAGCGCCUCAGAGUUCAGCUGCGCACUGACUGACAAUUGCGCUUCUGUACCAACUGUAUGAGCACUGGAUGGACCAGAAUAAGUUGAAACUAUAGGGGUGGGACAUGGUGUAUUUGAGGAGUGGGUUUUACCAUUUAAUGCCAUUGGCAUGGAAUUUUAAAAUGGCAUUUUGGAGCUUAGGUAUAUUUGGGGCCAAAAGGGCCAUUUCUGGGUUUUUGAGGCUUUCUGGGCUUUUUAAAAUGAGUUUAGUCCAAUCUGAUCACCCCUACAUAUUCAACAUACAUGGAAGUGUCCUUUUUUGCAGGGAUUGCUGGGAAGAAGAAGGAGGCUGUCGAGGUUGGGACUUUGGAGAGAGAGGUAUAGUCUCAGCCACCCUCAAAAGGAAUCACUGAUCAGAAGGAGGUUCCUAUCUGAGCUUGAAGAGAAGAAAUUUGAUACGUCCACAUCUGCACAGUGGCAUCAACAUCUGCAGCGCCUGAGAACAUCAUGAUGGACGAGGAGAUCAUCGAGGACCGGGCCAAGCUGAAGCAGGGCCUGGUCAAAGUGCUCCAGUGCGUGUCCACCAUCUCUUCAGCAGCAGCUGUAGUCAACCCAAUUUUCGGCGUGGCCGGUUCCCUGAUCCGGGUGGUGCUGCACCACAUCGAUGACGAAGACAUCCGCACCCUGAAGCGCGAGUUUGGCUCCGUCCACCGGGCGCUGGACGAGCUCUCUCAGCUGAACCGCAACACGCUGGUGCAGAUCACGAAAGAAACGCUGGACGGCCAGUACUGCCGCGUGGAGGAGAACCUCAAGAACCAGUUCAGAAAGUUCAUGGAGAUGGUGGAGGCGCGGCCGGAGCACCGGGAGCGCAAGAAGGACGACUUCGAGGAGAGCUACGCCAAUGACUUGGGAGACCAGAACCUGCACACGCUCUACGACGGCGUGGUGGGCAAACCGAAGCUCUUCAGCAAACCCAUCCUGGAGGUCUACCUGAAGCACUCGCAGGGCGACCGCCGCACCAUGGAGCGGCUCUGCACACGCCUCACCUAUCUGUUCUGCAUCGGCCUCAUCGCCCUCAUGGGCUACGCCGCCAUCAUCGGAGACGACGAGGAGGGUCUGAGCGAGGAGUGGGCUGAGAAGAUGGAGCACGUGCAGGAGAAGAUGCAGGAUGCUCUUCGCAGGUGCAAAUGAAGAAGAAGACGCCUGAAGAAGAGCUUCUUUUUUUUUCUGCACUGCUGCUUCUCCGUCACAGUCAGGACUCACAUGUCCACAUUCCCUCUGUAACUGUCCUCUUUUUCUCUCCUUAUAAGCACUUUGUAAACGUCUCGGCAUGGCUUGAAAGCCCAGUGAUAAUGAGCAACAGUAUGUCUCAAUCUUUUCAAAACGCUGAUGGUCCGAACUUCAGUCUUUGAGUCACAGGCAUGUUUGCUCUGUCCAGACUGAAGUAAACACAACUAAAUUACUACACCAUAUUUCAAACUGACUUCAUGACACAAUUUGGUUAAAUUCACUGAUAAACUCUUCAGAUUGUGUGAUAAAUCCUAAUAACACUGCUGUGGUUUCAAAUGAUACAGAACACUUUGGGAUAAAUCAGCCAAAAUACUCCAGAAGUUUUGGGCAAUAUCCCAUGCAAAAUAUAACUCACAUCUAUAAAAUUGGCUUAAUUCAGUGUAUGAGUUUGCAUUGUACCCUGACAAUUAUGCACUUUUAAAAAAUGACACUACAACACACAAGUAAAUCGGUUGAUUAGGACAAGUUUCAGCUACACUCAAAAGUUCUAUAAAUUCAGAUUUAAGACAUAAUAGGUAAUUUUACUAUGUAUCCCACCCAAAAUGCACUUUUCAUAUUAAAUUUAUGACUCUACAAGUAAAUCAGUUGGUUGGAGUGAGCAACUAGCCUGAAUAAAAAUUCAAGAAAACUGAACACAGAAACAGGCUCAGGAUUUUGUCAUAUAACUAACUCCACUAGAGGGCCUCACUUGAACUCCUGAGGAUUACACAAAACAACAUCCUUUUUUAUGUUACGCCAUAAUUGCCAAACAGCAGAGUUUAUGACUAUAAUCUAUAAUAUAAAAAUGCAAAAACACAGAGCGAAUAUCCCAAAGUUUCCAGAGCUAUGAAUGUAACUACAGACAUCAAAUCAUAUCAUGUCAUAUACUACACAUGAUCAUACUGUGCAAAUCAACAAAACAUAUUCCACAGAUAUUGUAUGUUUCUCAUGCAUGAUCAUAAUACACUAUUGUCGCUGCACUAAAUUUAAUGUAAUUUUAUACUAAUUUCUGACGCUGCUGUACCAAGUUCUUUAUUUUUUUGCAGUUAGAGAAUUGAAAACACUAACAAAACACUGAGUACAAUCUGAUUUGUUGUAACACUACAGAAGAAUACACAAAUAUAAGUUACCAUUUAUUAGUACAAAUUGCGAUAUACGCUUCCAUUUUUAGUACCCUUAAUUAUUACUUUAUGUUUCUACAAAACUGGGGUAUUUGGCUUUCUAAAUGUGGAUUCAGACAAAGUCGUAACGUCACUGGAUGAAUCCUUCCACUCUUGACUUGUGCAUUCUGCCUCUCUUAUGUUUUCUUUUUCAUGUGCAGGAAGUGCACCAAGUAUGGUUGUUAUAUAAAGAUGAAAUUAUAAAUGGGUUUCUUUGGCGUAUGGCCAUUUAGAGCCUAAAAAACAAUUAAUAUUCAAUAUUUUAGGGUUGUUUUUUUUUACAGUUAAGCCAUAGCAUCAAGGUAAAAGAUUUAGCUCCUCUCAUACUCUUCCUUAUCUGACCAACAGUGCCUAAAUGUGCCAAUUUUGUAUCAUUUUCUUCUUUUAAGGGGUUUUGUCUUAAUCAUUAGAGUAUAUUUUUGUGUAAGGCAUUAUGUUUUGAAUGGUCUACAGUUCAGCUUUUAAACGUGUGGUUAAAACAUUGUUUGUAAAUGUGAGUCUUCUUUUAUUUGUUUGUUUGUUUUAGCAGAAUGGUGAUAUCAGGAGGGUUUGGAUCGCUUUAUCAGGAAUGUUCAAAGAGACGGCAAAGUUAUAAUUUAGAAAAAAUAGAGCAAACGUGAUCACUAAACAGUAUCUGUCCUCAAUGGCUAAUCAUUUUCUAUAUUUUUAUCAUUUUUUGACACAGGUCUAGUCAGUUUUACUCUCAUCUUUUCGACACAUAACUCUGUUUAUGGUUUAUGGUUCUGUUACAACAGAUUCAGAGUUGGCGACAUAAAUAUAAAUGCUGUCAAUAUUGAGGAAUAUUAUAUGAACCUCUUAAAGGCUUAUGUAAAUGCCAUAUAUGUGAAUAUGUUGCCCUUUGUUGUUACAAAUCUUUGAUGCCUGGUUGUAUAUGUACCACUAUAAAUAAAUAAAUAAAUAUAAAUACUGA
Molecule: messenger RNA, 4319 nt
Organism: Plectropomus leopardus (leopard coralgrouper)
Lineage: Eukaryota; Metazoa; Chordata; Actinopteri; Perciformes; Serranidae
Gene: rpz
Product: rapunzel
Source: RefSeq, a predicted model, not a curated record